Cuculus canorus (common cuckoo) is the source of this 1843-nucleotide messenger RNA. It is a transcript of the gene ESS2, whose product is annotated as ess-2 splicing factor homolog. Bases 59 to 1504 code for a protein of 481 amino acids. The record is from RefSeq and is a predicted model, not a curated record. Lineage: Eukaryota; Metazoa; Chordata; Aves; Cuculiformes; Cuculidae. Gene Ontology annotation, cellular component: catalytic step 2 spliceosome. The transcript is spliced from 10 exons.
GUCACGUCGGUGGCGACGGCGGCUGAGGAGGGUCAGGGUGGGUGGUGGUCCCUGCGCUAUGGAGGCAGCGGCUCCAGCGGCCUCCGCCAGCACCGCCCUGGUGCCCGUUCCCGCCGCCAGCACCGCCCUCGUGGCAGGGAGGGACGCGGCCCCAACGGCACCCAAGGGCGCGAAGAAGAUCCUGGAUGAGGAGGCCUACAUCGAGAGUUUAGAGAAGAUCAUCCAGCGAGACUUCUUCCCGGAUGUGGAGAAGUUGCGAGCGCAGAAGGAGUACCUGGAGGCUGAAGAAAAUGGUGACUUGGAGAAAAUGAGGCAAAUUGCUAUCAAGUUUGGCUCCUCCCUGGGCAAAUCAUCGAGGGACACACCAGCACCCUAUGUUACUCCAGCCACAUUUGAAACCCCUGAAGUGCAUCCAGGUGGCCUUCCAUUGGGAAAUAAAUCCAAAGCUGGCCUGAAGGCUGCAGAGGAAGGAGAAGCAGAAAAAGAUGAUAAAGAUGCACUUCCCAGUCUGGACAGCUUCUUAGCGAAACAUACAAGCGAAGAUAAUGCGUCAUUUGAGCAGAUCAUGGAAGUGGCAAAAGAGAAGGAGAGAGUCAAGCAUGCUUGGCUCUACAGUGCAGAAGAGGAGUAUGCCCAGCGACGAAGUGAGAACCUGGCGCUUCCUUCAGCAGAACAGCAAGCUCUGGAGAAUGUGAAAGCUGGACUGGAGACCUGGGAGUACACAGCUCGGAACACCCUGAUGUAUUAUCCAACAGGUGUUCCUGAUGAGGAUGAGGUAUUUAAGAAGCCCAGGGAAGUUGUCCAUCGAAACACCCGUUUUGUGAAGGACCCUUUUAGCCAAGCUGUGAGCAAAUCACAGCUCCAACAAGCUGCAGCCCUCAAUGCUCAGUACAAACUAGGCAAAGUGGGGCCAGAUGGGAAAGAGCUGAUACCCCAAGAGUCUCCAAAAGUGAAUGGAUAUGGAUUUGUGGCUACACCCUCUCCUGCCCCUGGUGUGAAUGAGUCUCCUUUUAUGACAUGGGGUGAAAUUGAAAGCACCCCUUUGCGCCUGGAAGGGUCAGAAACACCAUAUGUGGACAGAACACCUGGACCAGCCUUCAAGAUCCUGGAGCCUGGGCGCCGUGAGAGAUUGGGACUGAAGAUGGCCAAUGAAGUGGCAGCUAAAAACCGAGCAAAGAAGCAGGAGGCACUUCGCAAAGUGACAGAAAACUUGGCCAGCCUCACUCCGAAAGGACUAAGCCCGGCAAUGUCACCAGCUUUGCAGAGACUAGUAAACAGGACUGCAAGUAAAUACACUGAUAAGGCCCUGCGAGCCAGCUAUACUCCUUCCCCAGCCCACACAGGAACUCCUGGAUACAAGACCCCAGCAAAUGGGCCUCAUACUCCCACAAGCACCCCACAGUCUAGGACAGUAUCUCAGACACCGGUUUCUCAGGAUACUACAUCUAUCACAGACAAUUUACUGCAGCUUCCAAAAAGAAGGAAGGCAUCUGAUUUCUUCUGAAUAUUCCAGCCACCAGCAAGGUGAUGGUGAAGCGACUGCUCAGCUGUUUGCAAACAGGGUGGUGCAAGCCGUUGGUAGUGAGGGCUGUCUAGAUAGAGCUGCCAGAAAGGAAGCCAGCAGUUACAAAGUCUGGGACCAGCAUUAAUCUAGACUGUAUAGAUAAAAUACAGUGUGUGUAUAUAUAUAUAUAUUUUGGAAACAGUGUCUUCUGUGGUGUAGCUCCCCUUGGAACUGCAUGGGUGGGAUGCACACAGCUGCUGUAGCAAAAGGAUGCAUCCUGCUAUGGCAGAGAAGAUUUUAUAAUUUUUUAAAGAUUUAUUUCUCUUUUUAAGAUGGCCG